This is a messenger RNA of Amaranthus tricolor (Joseph's coat), 2356 nucleotides long. RefSeq lists its product as uncharacterized. Lineage: Eukaryota; Viridiplantae; Streptophyta; Magnoliopsida; Caryophyllales; Amaranthaceae. The transcript has 8 exons. Gene Ontology annotation, biological process: mitochondrion organization. Gene Ontology annotation, molecular function: zinc ion binding; ATP hydrolysis activity; ATP binding. Gene Ontology annotation, cellular component: mitochondrion. Bases 132 to 2042 code for a protein of 636 amino acids. The record is from RefSeq and is a predicted model, not a curated record.
AAAUAUCAUUCCCACUUUUCCUCCUACAUUUCUCUUUCUUUUUACCCAAGCCUGUAUUUUCUUCAAAUAAAUAACCCAAAUCCAUCUCAGAAUUCUCUCCAUCACAAAACUAGAAGCUAUAUACUUUAACAAUGGUGGUUGCAAAAGCAUGUGCAGCUGGUUUAAUUUCUUCCAUUGCUGCUGCAACUAUGGGUGUCCACAACUCUUAUGCAGAUUCCCCUUUUAAAAUACCUUCUUACUCGAAUACUCCUCCUCAAGUCGCCCCAAAUAACGCCACUCCGGCGACGGAGCUAGCGCCGGAGAAGCCGGCUCAGCCGAGAAAUAAUAACCCAAGAACUACUUCUGCGGGGUUCAAUACUGAUGAUUUAGUUUAUGGUGCUAAGUUAUUGAAGGAUAUUGAAAAGUCUGGUCAUGCCAAAGAGGUUUUUAAGGCAAUGAUGGAGCAUGAAAAAACAAAAAAGGAAGAAACACAAGCGAAAUUGCAAGAAGCUAAAGCACAGGAAGCUUAUUUUCAGAAUGAGAAGCAGAAAUUGGCAUAUAAAGCUCAGGAGGAACUAACAAAAUUGUCGGCAGAAAUUAAAAGCAAGUUGGCUAAGUAUGAAGAUGAAUUGAAGAGAAAAAGGAUGGCGGCAGAGACUGAGUACCAUAGACAAAGAAAUAAGGAGCUCGUGGAGAUGCAAGAACAGAUGAAUAUAAAAUUGGAAGCUGCUAAGCGAGCAACAGAAGAGGAGAUUCAAGCACAACGCCGUCAAACUGAACGAGAGAAGGCUGAAAAUGAACGUGAAACCAUUAAAGUUAAGGCAAUGGCGGAGGCGGAAGGGAGAGCCCUUGAGGCUAAGUUGGCGGAGGAGGUCAAUAGACGUAUGCUAAAGGAACGUGUGAAUGCUGAAACAGAAAAAUGGAUUUCAGCUAUAAAUACAACAUUCAAUCAUAUUGGAAGUGGUUUGAGAACAAUAUUGACAGAUAAAGAUAAGCUUGUUGUAGCUGUUGGUGGGGUAACUGCUCUUGCUCUUGGCAUAUACACCACGAGAGAAGGAGCAAAAGUAAUAUGGAGUCAUGUAGACAGAAUACUGGGACAGCCAUCAUUAAUUAGAGAGUCUUCCAUAGGAAAAUAUCCAUGGUCUGGUGCUUUUUCCCGUGUUACUGGUCUCCUUCGUGCUAAAGGAGGAACUCAUUCUGAUAAUGGAAAUGGUUUCGGAGAUGUUAUUUUACACCCCGCUCUCCAGAAGAGAAUUCAACUGCUUGCUUCUGCAACUGCAAAUACUAAAGCUCAUAAGGCACCGUUUCGUAAUAUGCUUUUCUAUGGCCCUCCAGGAACAGGAAAAACAAUGGCUGCACGAGAGCUUGCUCGGAAAUCUGGUUUGGACUAUGCAUUGAUGACAGGUGGAGAUGUUGCACCACUAGGUGCACAAGCUGUUACAAAAAUACACCAGAUGUUUGAUUGGGCAAAGAAGUCUAAUAAGGGUUUGCUUUUAUUUAUUGAUGAAGCUGAUGCCUUCCUUUGCGAACGAAACAAAACAUACAUGAGUGAAGCUCAAAGGAGUGCACUAAAUGCCCUUCUGUUCCGAACUGGUGACCAGUCCAAGGACAUAGUGCUGGCUCUUGCCACAAACCGUCCAGGAGAUCUUGAUUCUGCAGUGGCUGAUCGUAUUGAUGAAGUCCUUGAGUUCCCAUUACCUGGGGAGGAAGAAAGAUACAAGCUGGUGAAACUUUAUCUUGAUAAAUAUAUAGCACAAGCUGGAAAAAGAAAACCCGGGCUUUUUUCACAUUUAUUUAAGAAAGAGCAGCAGAAGAUUGAAAUGAAAGGAUUGACAGAUGACCUUUUCAGAGAGGUUGCUGCUAAAACGGAAGGAUUUUCAGGAAGAGAGAUAGCAAAAUUAAUGGCAAGUGUUCAAGCAGCUGUUUAUGGUAGUGAAAAUUGUAUCCUUGAUGCUCAAUUAUUCCGUGAGGUUGUAGAUUACAAGGUUGCUGAACACCAACAGAGAAGGAAGUUGGCUGGAACGGAAGAAAGUAGCCCAUCAAAAUCAAAGAUGGCUUCAUGAGUAUCGGUGAAGUUGAUUAUUUAUCUCGAGUUUUUGCAGUUUCUUUGCAAUGGCGGUGAAGAAAUGUAGGUUAACAAUGCCAACGAUAUUUUUUUUCUCUGGAAUUUAUGACGUUGAUGUUUAUCAUUGUUUGAGCCCCCAAUUAGUGGAAGAGUUUUUGUUGUACUUUGCAUUACAGGUUAGGCAAAUGAUAUAGAUUGGUUCCGAUGGAUUUUGACAUCGACAUUAACUUGUACAAUAAAUUCUAUUUAUAUUCAUUUGUGAUAUUCUUUAUUAGUGAUUGAUCCUAAAUGUAUAUAGGAUGAAUGUCCAAA